AUGGCUUGGGCACAUCAUCAGUCCGGUCCAUACACCCAAGGACACAAAGGUGCCAAGGGCAAGUGGUCCAAAGGCACAAACGGCAAGAGCUUCCAAAAUGAAAGGAAGGUGCUCCCCAUCACUGUCAAUUACCUUUCUGCUGGUGAGCCCGUGGAUGUCUUCCAUCGCUACUGCCAGGAUCCAAAUGGCUACUUCAUGGCGCAGUCAGGCUCUGCGGGCCUUCUCCAUCCGAGUGUCGGAAAGACAGAUGCUUGGACCACUGCCGUGGUGAAUGAAAACUGGGACGCCAACUACUACAAUCCGCAGGACUACAACACGUGGGUCCAGAUCCGCUGGACACACCCUACGUGGUACAACAGAAGGGGUCACCGGCUGGAUGUGAAGAAUCCAAGCAUGGUGACGCAAAGGGUUAUGCCCGAGCAGAUCCGACAGCGCGGGAAGCCAUCAGAAGCCCAGCAGCAGCCGAGACUCUCGCUGUUGCAUGUGCGCUGGGGUGGGCAACAGCCUGUGAACCCAGUGACAGAGGGUGCUGGUGGUUGGGGCAAGAUAGGCUCAACGCCAUCGGACAACUACAUAAACUCCUGGGAGGACUCUGUCUUCCGGACUCUGGGGCCGAACUACGAGAUUGUAUCCGUGUUUUUCCAGAAUUCAGAGGAGUUGUUGAAGCUUCAUCCUCCGAUCUUGAAGACCAUGCUUAGAGGAGAACAUGUUGGGGCGCUGUAUUUUAUGUGGCCGAUAGCCUUCCAGGACGGCCAUGAAACACCAGCAUAUGUCCAGCGGGAGAAGCAGUUGGAGAUGAUGAUCCAGAUGGAGGCUGCGGGCGUUCCGACACGAUUUCCGCAUCAGUCGCACCUGUACAAGAUCUUCGCUUCGAAAGAAUGGACUAGCCAGAUGUGUUUGCAUCCACUUCUGAAUGUUCCCUUGACUACGAUGGUGUCGCGGCAGGCCAUCACCAUGGAUCCUGCAAGCGCAGCCUCCGAUGCCAUGAAAGCUUUAAACAAUUUGGCAGAGGCGCGCCACAGUUGGAAUGCUCAGCUUGCUCAGCCCCCAAAGGCAAAGCGUGUGGUGAAGGGAGUCGCGAAGCUGGGAUGGAGUUGGGAAGCUAUGGAUGUGACUGCUUGGAAAACGAAGGAGGAGCUCGAGCUGGCGCUGUGCGAGCUCAGCGAACAGCCUGGAAAUCUCUGCGACCAUAUCUUUGUCCAGGAGUGGCUCGACUUCGACGUGGAAAUGCGUCACUUCAUUGUCGAGGCAAACUACGAUGACCCUCAGUCGUGGAAGCCAAAACAAAUUGUUUACACCGUAUUCAAGUCCAAGGAAGACAACUCGUUCCGAAACUUUGACAGGUACGAUCGCUUGGGCUGCUUGGCCAAAUGUUUCCAGAACGAUGAUGCUGCUUUGGCAGAUGCCGAGCGUCAGGCUGAGGCUCUUAUAGCUAGGUGGAUCCAGUGGCUUCAAGCACAAAGUCAUCAGCUUCCAGUCGUGGUUCGAUUUGACAUUGUGGCCAAGCGAACGGGUCCUGGCAAAGCUGUCGUCCACACAGGAGAACUUACGGAGCUGGGUGCCUGCUUCUUGGGCUGGGCCAAGGGCCCUCAGGUGGUCUUCGGGGCCAUGCUCCGGUCCUGCUUCAAGGACCGGCCCAUGGAAGAUGUGCAGAUGGAGCUGUGGUGA
Symbiodinium pilosum is the source of this 1668-nucleotide messenger RNA. NCBI's taxonomy places the organism in Eukaryota, Dinophyceae, Suessiales, Symbiodiniaceae. The record is from the annotation of a GenBank genome assembly.